AUGGAUGAAGAUUACGACGUUAUAGUUUUAGGUACUGGUUUAACAGAGUGUGUAUUAUCAGGCUUAUUGUCAGUUGAAGGAAAGAAGGUUUUACACAUUGAUAGACAAGAUUUUUAUGGUGGUGAAUCAGCUUCAUUAAAUUUAUCACAAUUAUAUUCAAAAUUUAAACCUUCAGCACAAAAACCUCAAUUAAAUGGUAGAGAUAGAGAUUGGUGUAUAGAUUUGAUUCCAAAAUUUUUAAUGGCAAAUGGUGAGUUGACUAAAAUUUUGAUUUCAACUGAUGUUACAAGAUAUUUAGAAUUUAAACAAAUUGCUGCAAGUUAUGUUUAUAGAAAUGGAAGAAUUGCAAAAGUUCCUUCAAAUGCAAAAGAAGCAUUAGCUUCAAGUUUAAUGGGUAUAUUUGAAAAAAGAAGAAUGAAGAAGUUCCUUGAAUUUAUACAAAAUUGGGAUGAUGAUAAUGCUUCAACUCAUUUACAUUUUGAUUUAGAUAAAAAUACAAUGAAUGACAUUUAUACAUAUUUUGGUUUAGAAAAUGGUACAAAAGAUUUUAUUGGACAUGCAAUGGCUUUAUGGUCAACUGAUGAUUAUUUAAAUGAAGUUGCUAGACCAACUUAUGAAAGAAUUUUAUUAUAUGCACAAUCAGUUGCAAAAUAUGGAAAAUCACCAUAUUUGUAUCCAUUAUAUGGUUUAGGUGAAUUACCACAAGGUUUUGCAAGAUUAUCAGCAAUUUAUGGUGGUACUUAUAUGUUAGAUACUCCAAUUGAAGAAAUUUUAUAUGAUGGUGAAGGCCCAGAUAAAAAAUUUGCAGGUGUUGUUACAAAAGAAGGUAAAGCUAAAGCUCCAAUUGUUAUUGCAGAUCCAACGUAUUUUCCUGAAAAUGUUAAAAGAACAGGUCAAAAGGUUAUUAGAGCUAUAUGUAUAUUAGAUCAUCCAAUUCCAGGUGUUGAAUUAGAUUCAUUACAAUUAAUAAUUCCACAAAAUCAAGUUGGUAGAAAACAUGAUAUUUAUGUAGCUGUAUUAUCAGAUGUUCAUUGUGUUGUACCAAAAGGUUAUUAUUUAGCAAUUGUUUCAACUAUAAUUGAAACUGAUGCUCCACAUGUUGAGUUAGAACCAGCUUUUAAAUUAUUAGGACCAAGAUUAGAUACAUUAAUGGGAAUUGCAGAAUUAUAUGAACCAAUUGAAGAUGGUACAAAGAAUGGGAUUUAUUUAUCAAAAAGUUAUGAUGCCUCAUCACAUUUUGAAUCUACUACAGAUGAUGUUAAGGAUAUUUAUUUUAGAAUUACUGGUAAACCUUUAGAAUUGAAGAAAAGACCAACUCAAGAAGAAGAGGAAUUAAAUGCUUCAUAA
This is a messenger RNA of Insectozyma verbasci, 1347 nucleotides long. The record is from the annotation of a GenBank genome assembly. NCBI's taxonomy places the organism in Eukaryota, Fungi, Ascomycota, Pichiomycetes, Serinales, Debaryomycetaceae.